This is a messenger RNA of Nymphalis io (European peacock), 2809 nucleotides long. RefSeq names its product T-complex protein 1 subunit eta (gene CCT7). The record is from RefSeq and is a predicted model, not a curated record. The transcript has 14 exons. Lineage: Eukaryota; Metazoa; Arthropoda; Insecta; Lepidoptera; Nymphalidae. Gene Ontology annotation, cellular component: chaperonin-containing T-complex. Gene Ontology annotation, molecular function: ATP hydrolysis activity; ATP binding; ATP-dependent protein folding chaperone. Gene Ontology annotation, biological process: protein folding. The coding region runs from base 91 to 1719 and encodes 542 amino acids.
CAUAAUGAAAAGUCAUUUGACUUUCGUCACUUAAAAUCAUUCUUUUAGUCUGUGGGUUUGUUUUGGUUUAAAAAUUGAGAGAUAUUCAAGAUGCAACCACAGAUCCUAGUGCUGAAAGAAGGGACAGAUCAAUCCCAGGGCCGUCCGCAGCUUAUUUCCAACAUCAAUGCCUGUCAACUCGUCGUAGAUGCUGUACGUACUACACUGGGCCCUCGGGGCAUGGACAAAUUGAUUGUGGACCACAAUGGAAAGGCUGUUAUAUCGAACGAUGGUGCUACUAUUAUGAAGCUCUUAGAUAUUGUCCACCCAGCUGCUAAAACACUGGUCGAUAUUGCCAAGUCCCAGGAUGCUGAGGUCGGUGACGGCACCACCUCUGUGGUGAUACUCGCUGGUGAGCUGUUGAAGAGGUUGAAACCUUUUGUUGAAGAAGGUGUUCACCCGAGGAUCAUUGUCCGUGCUGUGAGAACAGCUGGCCAGUUAGCUGUGGAUAGAGUUAAGGAACUUGCUGUCAAAAUUGAGAACAGCUCUCCAGAAGAACAGAGGGAACUCCUAAGUAAAUGCGCGUCAACAGCGAUGUCGUCGAAGUUGAUCCACCAGCAGAAAGGCCACUUCUCCAAAAUGGUGGUCGAUGCUGUCUUGUCAUUGGACGCUCCCUUACUGCCCUUAGAUAUGAUUGGUAUCAAGAAAGUGGCAGGAGGUGCAUUGGAAGACUCAUUCCUCGUAGCGGGCGUGGCGUUCAAGAAGACGUUCUCGUACGCCGGAUUCGAGAUGCAACCAAAGAGCUACACCAACUGCAAGAUUGCACUGCUCAACAUUGAAUUGGAACUUAAAGCUGAGCGGGAUAAUGCUGAGGUGCGCGUGGAUAACGUAAAGGAGUAUCAAAAAGUGGUGGAUGCGGAGUGGCAGAUCUUGUACGACAAGCUGGCCGUGCUGCACGCCAGCGGCGCGCAGGUCGUGCUUAGCAAGCUGCCCAUUGGGGACGUCGCCACGCAAUACUUUGCUGACCGCGACAUGUUCUGCGCGGGGCGCGUGACGGAGGAGGAUCUGCGGCGCACGCAGCGCGCGUGCGGCGGCGCCGUGCUGAGCUCGGUGCGCGACCUGCGCCCCGACGCGCUGGGCGCCUGCGCGCGCUUCGACGAGCGCCAGGUGGGCGGCGAGCGCUACAACAUAUUCACCGGAUGUCCCGCUGCCAAAACAUGUACAUUGAUACUCCGUGGCGGAGCUGAACAGUUCUUGGAAGAGACGGAGAGGUCUCUACACGAUGCUAUCAUGAUUGUGAGGCGUACCAUCAAGAACGACGCCGUCGUCGCCGGCGGCGGUGCUAUAGACAUGGAAAUAUCGAAGCACCUACGCGACUACUCGAAGUCGAUAGCGGGCAAGGAGCAGCUGCUGAUCGCGGGCGUGGCGCGCGCAUUCGAGGCGAUCCCGAGACAGCUCUGCGACAACGCCGGCUUCGACGCCACCAACCUGCUCAACAAGCUACGCCAGAAGCAUCAUCAGGGUGAAGUGUGGUACGGAGUUGACAUUCAGAAGGAGGAUAUCGCCGACAACUUCGCGUCGUGCGUGUGGGAGCCCGCCGUCGUCAAAACCAACGCUAUCACCGCCGCGUGCGAGGCGGCCGCACAGAUCCUCUCCAUCGACGAAACAAUAAAGAACGUGAAGGGCGGCGGUGACAUGCCGGCGCCGGGACGCGGUAUGGGACGGCCUCGUAUGGGAUAAUCGACCUUACCACCUCGAUAUAAGAAUCACACGCACGCUGCAGCGUUCUUACACCACACUAUUCUAACUAAUGUCUGUCUCGCUCGAACAAUGCGCUGAAAUCCAAUGCAAGCAAUGACUGGAUCAUUUGAUUAACCAAGGAGUUAGUUAAUAAAUAAACUCAGAAGUGUGACAUAACUAAAAAGUUUUGCGUCAGAAACGUUACAUCAAAACAUUGCAUUCAAAAAUACUUCAUUAACUAAAUUAGUUUAUUCGAACUAUGAUAAAAUUAUUUACUUUGAGCGAGAUAGAUUUAAACAACUAUGAAUUAGAAUGAGACGCAUGAUGCGAAACAAAUACAGUUGUAUUUUAAAGAAAUAAUUCCAAUUGACAUCAUUUUUUCUCUUUCUAGCCUAUUAAUAUAACAAUUACAAGAAAGAGAUGGCAAUAUACAUCGUCAUGUAUUUUGUUUUUAAUUUCAAGAAUAUGUAUGAAACAAUUUAUGAUUUAAUUAUUUAAGAAACCUGAAAUUAUUUAAUUUUUAGUCUUCGUAUUGCAAAUGUCCGCAAAAAUUAUAAACAUGUCUUAAACAUAUACGGGCUUAUUUAUAAGCGUUUAAUAGGCGUUUAGUUAACCUAUAUUAUUCAACCAAACUUAAAUGUUAGAAGAGACCGUUUAGUUUCCAAUAUCAUUUUGUAAAAGCCUUACCUUACUAAAGAUACCUUAAGUUGUUAAUAAAAAUCGUUCUAAUGUUGAGUAUAUCUUGGUAACCGAAAUUCUGCCACAUGUGUAUUCCAACAAACCGCAUUGGAGCAGCGUGGUGGAAUAAGCUCCAAACCUUCUCCUCAAAAAGGGAGAGGAGGCGUUAGCCCAGCAGUGGGACAUUCACAGGCUGUUACUGUAAACACUUACGGGCCCAUUCUACAAAAUGACAAUUUAUUUGGCAAUAUUUGGUUGAAUUAAUAUUUAUAUUAUAAACUGUUUCAUGGACGAGUCGCCGAGAGCUAGACCGCGCUAGUUUUGUUCUCAUUUAAUACAAUCACGCUUCAUAAAUAUUAGACGCUAAGUUAUUCUAGAUAUGGAUUUACUAAAUUAAAAAGUAUUAACUGAA